Messenger RNA from Equus caballus (horse), 2333 nucleotides. NCBI's taxonomy places the organism in Eukaryota, Metazoa, Chordata, Mammalia, Perissodactyla, Equidae. The record is from RefSeq and is a predicted model, not a curated record.
CAAUUCUAGCCUGAGAGCUAGAUGCUCACUUCUGGGCGUCAUGAGUAUUCAUGCCCACAGGACGUUAGAUGUGACACCCUCUUGACCUCCUCUAGAUAUGGACGCAUCCUCUCAUAGUCAGACCACGAUGACAGACUUCAAGGACCAACUAAGACCAUGAGUGGUGUUGAGUCCAGAGGGAGGGCCUCCUGUGUCCACAGAAGGGGCUAGGAGACCAUGGGGACUGUCGCUAGCGAUGGACUGGCAGACCCUGGAUCUCACACCUCUUGGGGUUUCUGUGGGAGGCCUGAGGUCUGCGGUCUUCCCUACAGGAGGAAAUGAAUCAAAGAGACCUGUUGAUGGGGUGCCGGUCCCGCCAUGGGAAGCAGAGGAGAGGCUGGGCUGAGUCUGCCACUGACGGACCCAUCGCUUCCACAGUUCCCUCUCCCUCUCCCUGCCCUCUGCACAUGCACCUCUCCCAACCACCACCACUGGGGCCCAGAACAGUAGGUGGUGAGCAGCCUGGUCACAAAUCUGCCUCAAACCUCAGUCCUGAUGCUCGAGUGUGGAGGAUGGGGUAGGCUGUGUCCAGGCCCUUUGGGAAAAGAGUGUCAGAUGGAAGGCCAGACUCACACAGCCUCUCUGUUAGAUUGGCUGAUGACCAGGCCUUCCAGUGCAAGGACAGCCACCCAGGGAUUGGAGUGCCUGGUCCAUCCUCUGGGGCUCAGGCACAGAGAAGGUGCUGUGGGAACACAGUGUGGAACAGCAGGCCAGGCCUGUGACUCUCUUCACACAUGGCUCUCCCCAGUGCUCUCUCUCCUACCUGGGGCCCCUGGCAUCAGGAGAACUCCCAGGAUAUGUGGCACAUGCUGCACCACUCCGGGAUCAAGCUGACGUUGGCGUAUGUACAGGACCUCUUGCCUGGCUCAGUCCUGAAGCACCAGGCCACCCCUUUUCUCAUCCAGGUGGAUCUUUUCCAGGCCACUGAGUUGGAGACAGAGGCUUCUGCCAGCGGCAGAGGCAGAAAAGGGGCCACCUCUGGAGCUGGACGUAAGUCCAGUUCUAUUUCUGCCAUCACUCCUAGCGCUGGAGCCAUCAGCUGCUCCAGACCUGGAGCGAGUGCCAUCAGCAGCCCCAGCCCAAGUGGCAGGUCCUGAACUGGACUCAACGGGACCUAGGGGUAUGCUGGGAUUUCCACCUCAGACUCCAGUAACAGAAGCAGAAUCAGCUCCAGUUCCAGAGGCUUCCCACCCCUGGCGAGUGACCAGGAAGGAGCAGCCCGAUGGGAAGCCUAGCCUCAUGGCCUUCUCCCCGAGGGAGGUGGCGGAACAGCUGACGGUCAUUGACGCGGCAUUGUUCAAGAACGUCGUGCCCUCUGAGUAUCUGAGCUCCACCUGGGGCAAAAGAACCCAGCCUGGACAUGAGAACGUGGCACCCACCGUCCGGGCCACAGUGGUGCAGUUCAACAGAGUAGCAAAUUGUGUCAUGACGUCCUGCCUUGGGGACCCAAACAUGACGGCCCAGGGCAGGGCCAAGGUCCUGGAGCGGUGGAUCGAGGUGGCCAGGGAGUGCCAAGCCUUGAGGAACUUUUCCUCCUUGUACGCCAUCGUCUCGGCUCUGCAGAGCAUGCCCAUAUACAGACUGAACAAGACCUGGGGGAAAGUGUCCAGGAAGAGCUGCCGAAAAUUUAAAAAGCUCUGUGAUGAGGACAACUCCCUGAGCUGGGAGCUGCUCAUCAAGUCUUCCCUGGAUGAACAGGAAGAUGGGAAGCAGCCGUCCAAGUUUGCCACCCUGCUGAGGACCCUGCAGAGAGGCCAGAAGAGGCAGCAGCAGAAGGGCAUCGUCCCCUUCCUGGGCAGCAUGCUAACUGACCUGAUCAUGCUGGACACUGCCAUGGAGGAUUACGGAAAUGGCAAUGAGAUCAACCACGAGAAAAAGAAAAAGGAGCACAAAGUGAUGAUGGAGAUCGUGCAGCUCCAGGAGGCUGCAGAGAAUUACAACCUAGAGCCCCAGGAGCGAUUCAGGGCCUGGUUCUGGGACAUGGAGCAGCUCAGUGUGGAAGAGAGCUUCAGCCUGUCCUGCCAGCUGGAGCCCCGAUCCUAGUUGGCCAGCAAAUCUCUCCAGGCCCAGAGAGCACGGCCAUCAUGAAGCUGAGGAGGGAGUGAGUGUCCCAUGGCCGUAUGACCUCUUCCUUGGCAGCGGGGACCCAGCUGCGGCACUCGGGGUGCACGGGCCCCACCGCCUGCCACCCCUUCCCCGAGGCCAAUUUCCAUCUCUGUAGGGGUGAGAAUCACUGCUUGUAAAUAGUUCAUGCCAGAUUUGCACACUGUUGUAUUAAAGUCCUGUUUCUCUUA